This is a messenger RNA of Polyodon spathula (Mississippi paddlefish), 3656 nucleotides long. RefSeq names its product hsp70-Hsp90 organizing protein 1-like. The record is from RefSeq and is a predicted model, not a curated record. Bases 216 to 1754 code for a protein of 512 amino acids. Gene Ontology annotation, molecular function: RNA binding; metal ion binding; protein binding. Lineage: Eukaryota; Metazoa; Chordata; Actinopteri; Acipenseriformes; Polyodontidae. The transcript is spliced from 16 exons.
AAACGGUCUGCCAUAGAAAGUUGGCAUGGGGUGCUGCGUGUAUGUGAUAUGUUGUCCCUUUAAGACGCUGUCCAGGGAGGGGGAGCGCACGCCGACGCUAAAUUCUCCCAGGAAGCGAAGAAACCGCUGAGAUUACCUGAAACAGUUUGCAUCCAGAUUUUUUUGUUUUUUUAAUUUUUUUUUUUGUUUAGUUGACUUUGAGUUAAUAAUGCGGGAUGGUCGUUCCGAUGAGAUUCACCAAGGACAUAUGCAGGCUGUUAGGGAUCGGCAGCGGUGCCCCCACUGAGCGCAGGGAGGAGCAGAUGGAUUAUGGGGAAGGAGCUUUGGACAAUAGUGCAGGAGACGUGACACUAAUACAGGAUGAAGGGAUGAGCCUGGAAGUGAGUCUCGGUGUGGAGGAGCGAGCCAGGCGGAAAGCAGAAAAACGGCGGGCCAAAAAAAAGCGACAGAGGGAAAGAAAGAAACUGGAAAAGGUAAAAGACAACGAGCAGGAGGAAGAAGAGGAAGACGAGGAUUUGGAGAGUGAGAGUGAGGAGGAGGCUGAGGUGAGCGAGCCGGUCUCGCACAGCAUGGGGAGAGCCACACAGCCACUGGCUGCCACAGGGAACAGGAACAACGACCAAUCCAACCCCAGCUCCACCGAGGAGGAGCUGGAGUGGGAUGUAAACAGUGCCUUUGUAGCCAACGCUGCCAGUCACAUCAAACCAAAGAGCCGAACCAAAGCGAGUCACAAGUCCAAAGAAAACAAAGAGAAUGAGGCUAAAACUGGAGAGGUGAAUGGUACAGAUGCUGAUGUGAAGAGGAGCACACCAUUGGCAGAAAAAGGGAUCAAAUUGGUGGAGCAAGGGCAGUAUUCUCAGGCAGUCGCUAUGUUUACAGAAGCAAUCAAAUAUGAUCCAAAGGAUUACAGGUUUUUCGGGAAUCGCUCGUACUGUUAUGAAUGUGUGGAGCAGUACAACUCUGCACUCGCUGAUGCUGAAAUAUCAAUUCAGCUCGCUGCUGAUUGGCCAAAGGGCUAUUUCCGGAAAGGCAGAGCGUUAAUGGGAAUGAAGAGGUACGGCGAGGCAGUGAAAGCCUUGAGCGAGGUGCUGAAGCUGGACCAGAACUGCGAGGAUGCUGUGAAUGAGAUCUUUAACUGCAGAGUCCUUCAUCUCAUGGAGUUAGGGUUUAAUCCACAGCAGAGCGUUCUCCUGUUAGACAGGUUCACCACAGUGCAGGGAGUCCUGACCUCUCCCGAAGCUGCCAAAGUUGUGACUGACCUGGACUCUUUGCUGGACCAGUCUGGAAACCCUUGUGCCUCUCUCUGGGUGGGGAACGUGACUGUUGAUGUAAAGGAGAAACAGCUGCGAGACCUGUUCAAAAGUUAUGGUGAGAUUGACAGUAUUCGUGUUCUCCACGAGAGAUUCUGUGCCUUUGUGAAUUUCGUAAGCGCGACAGCAGCGGCCACAGCGAUGGAGAAGCUGCAGGGCAAGGAGAUUGAGAGCACCAGGCUGGUGAUCCGCUACCCAGACAGACGACCCCAGCGAGACCCGGCUUCACCACAGAGGCCAGCAGUCUUGCCGAUACCAGUGCCUGCACAACCUGCCAAACCCCAGUCAGCAGCCACUUCUACCACUGGGCCCAGGCGAAGAGGCCCUGUUCACAGAGAUGAGUGUUACUUUUGGAGAACCACCGGCUGCCAUUUUGGUGACAAGUGCCGCUUCAAACACAUUCCUGAUCACCGCGGGAGGGACAAGAAGCCUUGGCAGACCUGAGAAUCUGUGCUGUGCACACUGCCACAGGGCGGGUGGGACAGAGGGUGGGAGAAGGGUAAAAGAGUGAUAGUUGAAGUGUGUGUGGUAGGUGGACACUAAUGUGUUUGGAAUGGUGUUUAGGGGGGGGUACCCCUAAAUCACAAUUGUCAGUUUUUAACCCAGCAGCACACUCACCAGCCCAUUCUUCCAUAAUAAUAAUGUGCCUAAAUGAUUUUAGAAAGACUUCCUGUUAUCAAGACCUCAGUCGCACGGUACAGUAUUUAAAUUGCAAAGCGAGGUCUUGAAAGACUCUCAAAGGGUUUUAAUCUCAAAUAGAUCUUUUGAGGAUCUCUGUUUUUAGAGGCAUACAAGACAAGCCCACAGACACACAACAGAGUUGAGUUAGAGUUUGUGGUUGGGAGAUCAUGGGCAGUAAAGGUAUUGACUACCGGAGCAGUAAUAUUGCACUUUCAUUUCAAAAAUGUGCUUAGACUUCAUGUGGAUUCCACAGAACAAGUGCCUUCCUUUAUCUGUCUCUGUCUGUCUGUCUGUCUGUUUAUCUGUCUGUCUCUAUCUGUGUGUGACUGAAUGCGUGUGUUUUGGUGUACUGUUUAAGUCUUCUUACGUUAUAAAGAUGAACUUUAUUUUAACCUUGCACUGCUGCAGACUUAGAAAAUGUUCUUAAGUUACCAUAACUGGUAUAAGAACAUACUUCCAAACGUUCAAAGACCCAAGUCCUCUAACCACCCCUCCCCUUAAAGGUACAGCAACGUUUGCAGAGUAAUAACAAUCCCUUUACUAAUGGUGGAACUGUAGACUGUUUCAUAACUUUGUCACUAGAUUUAUUUGGCAUGUUUUUAUCAAUAUAUCAACCGUAGAUUUUUCUCUGCACAUGGUGUGUUCGUUAAUGGCCUUUAUUCAUCCCAAAACCAAUUGGUGACUACCUCAGAGAAGUUCAUUUACAGUGUUUGUUGUUUUCUUACUGUUUAUGAGGUAUUACACAAACGUUUUUGCAAGCAGAGUUUUUCUGAAUUCCUGGUGUGUUCCUUCUUUAAAGGGCGGUGGGGGUGAUCUGACACUGAGCAUGCUGUGUCUAGCUUAGCUAGGUCAGUUACUUUACUUUGUGUUUGCUUCUUGGAGACAUGCUAAGAAAUCAGAUUCAACUUUCCCCACUCUUUGGAAGUAAAAACGCAGUUAAUGCAAUUUAAAAAAAAACGUUUUUUGCACAUGCCUGUUGAUUUUUUUUCCCUUUUUAUUUAUGUAUUUAUUUUCAUGCUUGAAGCCCUAGUUGCCCAUCCCAUACUGCUGUGGGGUUGUAUUGGGGGCUAACAGACCAAUCUAGUGGGACGAGCUGCAGUGCAGUCAGAACUGUACCAUUACCUCCCACAUCUACAGCGGUUCAAAAGACGUUAGACUUCAGCAGUUCACAGAGAGGUGGGACAGUAAGAGCAAUUAAGCAAAGGCACACUGCAGGUUCAACAGGAGACCGUGGGAAGGGAAUGGUAUGUUUGGGCACAUAUCAAAAAGGGGUCAGUUAUGCCACACUUUUGCAGCUGUAAACUAGUCAAGUGAAUUUUGAAUUGUCCUGUAGACAGAGCUGUAAUUAGUGUUUUUUUUUUUUAUAGUAACAUUGCUACAUUUUAGGACCCCCCCUUCCCCCCCUCCCUUUUUUUUUUAGCACAAGCUUUUAGCAGCUGCAUUAAAGCUUUGUGGGUUGACUGGAAUGCGGGCACUGGCACUGAGUGUUGCAUUGUGGGAUGGCUCAUGGCUGAGUGAAAGCAGAUGUCAAAAUGGCUGAAAAAAAUGAAUCAAGCAAUGAAUUCACCACAGAAUAAGAAGCAGACCAUGUCAAUUGUAGAACAUCUUGUAAAUUUCAUUUUACAGUAGUAUUUUUUAAAUAUAAUUUAUGAAAUAAAACUAUGU